AUGUUUCGACGAAAUAAUUCCAGAAUUGAACAUCGUGGAGCACUACGCCGGAGAAAAUCGACUGGUUCUGUGGCCAUAAAUCAUCAUAACCGCGGCUUUGCCAACCUCGAACUGCACCCGGCUCACAGAGAUGCUCAUAUUGCAGCACGAGUCUCUUUUACAAAAGCACGAGAAGAGUCCGAUAGAUCCAGCUCUACAGGUAUUCCAGGCUCACUCUCUACGUAUGGAUUGGCCAGAAGCGACAGCUUCAUGAAAGGACCGGACAUCAUAUCUUACAACGGGGAUAAGAGCGAGGCUACCACAAGCAAAGCAUACAGCAGUCUGUGCCGGCAGAGAAGCGUACGGUUUACUGGCCCCACUGCAAGGAAGAAACGAGAUGUGGCUAUUCGUGCAAAUGGAAGUUGGGCAGAACAUUCAGAUAUAUCCGGACGCAUGCACUCGAGUGCAUUUGGUGGCCGCCUGCCGAAGAGCUCGCCCCUGGCUGGCCACGCUUAUGACGACUUCUGGCUCGACCGCUCCCUCGAUUUAGAAUCCAAGAACGGAGAGACCGUAUGCGAGUCUGAGCAAUCAUUCUACCCGGUUCGGAGACAAAAAUUACGAAAAUCACGAUCCAUGUUUAAUGGAUCAUUCAUGUCAUCAGAGUGCCAUUCGGAGACUGCAGCGACUGCGUCAAGUGGCUGGAACGGCCACGACCCAAGCAAGCAUGCCGUUAUUGGUACGGGAAAAAGCUCACUGAGGAGUCCAAAGUCGAUGAGCUUUCUGCGAUUGAACUCGAGCAGGGGCCCAUCCAUACGACAAAACGAAAGUGGCAUCUCUACAUCACCCAGCAAGAUGUCCCUACGAGGUAGCCUGCGACUGAAGAAUCGCCCAUCGGUGUUUCUUCGCUCAAAGGAUAAGCGAAACAUGAGCUUGUCAGACAUGAAAACAUCAAUGAGAAACAGUAGCAAUAAUAGCAUGCCUAUUACUUCAACAAUUCCCUCCGAGGCCUCGUCGCUGUCAAAGGGCUCUGGUCUCCGAAAGGCCGCCAGAAAAGUUUCCAAAAGUGUCAGAAGCAAACUCAAAGAUAUUUUUGGUCGAUCGAAAAAGCUGGAGGAUUCCGAAAAUACUAACAAUACGGAGCCCAGCAGCGUUGACCACUCUAGGCUUUCACUUCAAGGAGAGACUUCGGUGUCGCGAGUCAAAUCAUAUGUACCAUCAUUGAGAUCCGUUGCAUCAGAACACUGCUUGCAGGCUUGCCAGGGAAGUCUUGAAAUGCUGGAAGACGGACCGCAACAGACGGAUGGAGAAAAAUCACGAGUCACCAGCUGGACGAAUUCGAGUACCCACACAGUGGUAAGCACCACCCUAGAUGCGGAAUGGGAGCCCCAGCGUCUUUCUGUAAUUGACGAAGGUGGACAUGCCGUAUCGACUCUGGAGCGUUGGCGCUCGUCCGAGGAUGAGGAGCGUGCUUACUCUGCUCUUGUGCAGAGGCUUGACGAUAUGCAGAAGCAGCAGAACCGUGAAGCAUCCUUGCGCGGUGGAAGAUUAAACGACAAUUUUGGAGGCGGUAUUGGGCAGUCUACUGCUGGUAUAGAUGCCACCAUUAGCGUUAUAACUUCAAAUGGGGUGACGCAGGGAGAACCAGAACACAACUACAAUGAGGGAGCCAUACCAAACGAGUACGACUUGGAAACAGGUCCAUUUUUCAGUGCAACGAACAGUGAAGGGACAAGCCCUACUGGUCACCUUUUCCGGGCUCAAAGUCCAUACCGAAGAGCCUUGCGCAAGAGCAUGAGAAUACAAGAGCGCUCCUCAAGCAUCAAACCUGUCAACCUGCGAUACUUGAGCUCGCUGUCAGCGCUCAGUCUUCCCACUCGCCGAUCGAGUCCGGAAGGAUCGGAACGGGAUAUUCGCCUGUCAUCUGCGGAAAGUGUCUACUCGGACGUCUCAGCUACUCUGGGAAAGUUGGGGAACUCGGAGUCUCCAUUUGACAUGGGUGAGUUUGACACUGUCAUGUUGAGCUCACCGCACAAUCAGGAACGAGAAGCGAUCAUCAAGGACACGUCGGAAAGGUCUCAUCAACGAGAAGUGUCUACUGCGAGCUCAGUGGAAUGGAAGACUUGGCUAAGCGCCAAAGUGUCGAAACUGGAAGACUGCGGUGAAGUCCCCAAGGUUCUCGGCGAAGAGCAAACGUGGAAUCCUUGGUCAGCCAUGGGCCACGUUCGAGAAAAUGCAGAAAUUGGCCCCAACAGCAACACGUCGGAUACAAGUGAUGCCGAGAACGGAAGUAUUGAUGGCAGCCGGAGCGAAGAAUUGGACAUUACGGCUCCACCAGCUACACAGAGCAUUGUCAUUGAAGAUGACGUUGUGUAUCAUAGUCACCGAAUGCUCACGCACGAUGAAAAUGCGCCACCAGAGUGCAAGACAAAGAAGGUCGAGGACUUUGAACAGCACUCCAAAGCAAUACGCAGCGUUUCAUCGCUUCCCAAUGUCAACUUGAGUGAGGGGUACGAGACAAGAUGCAGAAAGAGCAUCACGCCUCAAAAGCCAAAAGGUAGUCCGUCGGCUCUUGCGGAUUCUCUAAGCCGACCCAAAAAGGCGUACAUGAAUUCCGGCGCAGCGUCGUCGCUCAAGUCCAGUCCCGGUCUGAGUGCUGCAGUCAGACGGCAAUUUGGAACAGUGGCCACAGGAUCGCCUGGACGGCGAAGCAUUCGCGGUGGAGAAGACGUGUCGCAGAGUAGAGUGGUACGAGAGGCGACGUCUUUUGAUGACUGCCGGUUUGGGAGAGGAUUGGAUGCGCAAGCCAUGGGCAGUAAGCGAAUGGUUGAGCUUUUUUUGAACAGCCGAAAGACUAGGCGAACACCAGAUGCAGAUGCAGACUGGCCUGGGGCGUUUGUCUAA
Messenger RNA from Beauveria bassiana ARSEF 2860, 2880 nucleotides. RefSeq lists its product as uncharacterized. The transcript has a single exon. Lineage: Eukaryota; Fungi; Ascomycota; Sordariomycetes; Hypocreales; Cordycipitaceae. Bases 1 to 2880 code for a protein of 959 amino acids. The record is from RefSeq and is a predicted model, not a curated record.